ACACAGACAGGAUCCAGCAAACGCUGUGUGCCGUCACCCUGGAAACCAGACAUUGAGGUCACGAUCUGCUUCAUUCCUGAAUAGGCCACCACACACGAUGCAGACCCCUGCACAGUCAAUAGAAGCUAUGAUUUAUCAAAGGUUAGAAGCAGCUGGAUUUCAUGACAAAGAGAGACACAGACAGGAUUCAGCAAAUGCUGUGUACCGUCACCUUGGAUACCAGACAUUAAAGUCACGGCUGGCUUCUUUCAAGAAUUGGCCACCACACAUAAAACAGACCCCUUUACAGUUAGCAGAAGCUGGAUUUUAUCACACAGGUCAUGGAGACGGUGUGUGUUGUUUCGCCUGUGAUGGUGGACUACAACACUGGCAACCGGAGGAUGAUCCAUGGAUAGAACACUGUCGAUUGUUCCCUGCUUGUCCGUUUGCAAGAAUCCAGAAAGGCGAUUAUUUCAUAGAGCUCAUUCAGACAUCCAUUAAAAAUCAGCUGGAAACCUUUACUGAAAAUGGUAUGUCGCUUGGUCUAGAGGAAUUGAAACAAAGAGAUCCUGAAUUGCAAGAUGCAAUGGAUGGACGUAAAGCUGUUUGUAAAGAAAUGGGAUUCCUGGCAAAGGAAAUCAAUGAAGCUAUUAAUGAAUUAAGAGAGAAAGGAACAAGAAAUCCUUCAGUUGAAGAGAUAAUUGAUGUGAUGGAUGUAAUUAAAAGAAGGAAAAUGUUACAGGCUGUAGCAAAUGGUAAAUUAAGACAUUAGUUUCGGUUUAAAGAGCAUGACUUUUAUGAAC
Molecule: messenger RNA, 782 nt
Organism: Ruditapes philippinarum (Manila clam)
Lineage: Eukaryota; Metazoa; Mollusca; Bivalvia; Venerida; Veneridae
Product: baculoviral IAP repeat-containing protein 2-like
Biological process (GO): regulation of cell cycle; negative regulation of apoptotic process; positive regulation of protein ubiquitination
Cellular component (GO): nucleus; cytoplasm
Molecular function (GO): cysteine-type endopeptidase inhibitor activity involved in apoptotic process; ubiquitin protein ligase activity
Source: RefSeq, a predicted model, not a curated record